Messenger RNA from Manis pentadactyla (Chinese pangolin), 4131 nucleotides. RefSeq names its product calmodulin regulated spectrin associated protein family member 3 (gene CAMSAP3). Gene Ontology annotation, molecular function: calmodulin binding; spectrin binding; microtubule minus-end binding. The record is from RefSeq and is a predicted model, not a curated record. The transcript has 19 exons. Gene Ontology annotation, cellular component: microtubule minus-end. NCBI's taxonomy places the organism in Eukaryota, Metazoa, Chordata, Mammalia, Pholidota, Manidae. Gene Ontology annotation, biological process: negative regulation of microtubule depolymerization; cytoplasmic microtubule organization; neuron projection development. Bases 88 to 3873 code for a protein of 1261 amino acids.
GCUCGGCGGCGGCGGGCCCGGCCCGGGGGCGAGCGCGGCGCAGCCCAGCCCGGCGAGCGCGGACCGGCCCGCAGCCCCGGCGCCGCCAUGGUGGAGGCGGCGCCCCCCGGGCCCGGGCCGCUGCGGAGGACCUUCCUGGUGCCCGAGAUCAAGUCGCUGGACCAGUACGACUUCGCGCGGGCCAAGGCGGCGGCCAGCCUGGCGUGGGUGCUGCGGGCCGCGUUCGGGGGCGCAGAGCAUGUGCCCCCAGAGCUGUGGGAGCCCUUCUACACGGACCAGUACGCGCAGGAGCACGUGAAGCCCCCGGUGACGCGGCUGCUGCUCUCGGCCGAACUCUACUGCCGGGCCUGGCGCCAGGCGCUGCCGCAGCUCGAGUCGCCCCCCAGCCCCUCGGCGCUGCUGGCCCUGCUGGCGCGGAGGGGCACGGUACCCGCCCUGCCGGAGCGCCCAGUGCAGGAGGCUGACCUCAGGCACCAGCCUCUCCUCAUGGGAGCCCACCUCGCUGUCAUUGAUGCCCUCAUGGUGGCCUUCGCCCUGGAGUGGACAAAGACCCUGCCUGGCCCCUUGGCCCUGGCCAGCUUGGAGCACAAGCUCCUCUUCUGGGUGGACACGACCAUCCGGCGGCUGCAGGAGAAGACGGAGCAGGAAGCCGCCCAGAGAGCAUCCUCCGCGGCACCUGCGGAUGGAGUGGCGCCUGCGCAGCCGUCGUGCCCCACACGCUGGUACUGGAAGCUGGUUCCUCACGCAAUUGCCUUCUGUUUGAAGGAGUCGGGGAGCAAACCCCCCAUGAUCCGGUACCGCAAGGACCGCGCUGUGGCUCGACGCGCCCCCUGCUUCCCCACCGUGACCAGCCUCCAGGACCUGGCGAGUGGGGCUGCGCUGGCCGCCACGAUCCAUUGCUACUGUCCACAGCUCUUGCGGCUCGAGGAGGUGUGCCUCAAGGACCCCAUGUCUGUGGCUGACAGCCUAUACAACCUCCAGCUGGUGCAGGACUUCUGUGCCUCCCGCCUUCCUCGUGGCUGUCCACUCUCCCUCGAGGACCUGCUGUAUGUCCCACCACCCCUCCAGAUCAACCUGGUGGGGCUGCUGGCUGAGAUGUUCCUGUGCUUUGAGGUGCUGAAGCCUGACUUCGUGCAGGCCAAGGACCUGCCUGAUGGUCACGCUGCCCCCCCCCGGGCCACGGAGGCCUCCACAUCUCAGAACAACAGUGGCAGCAGUUCUCCUGUCUUCAACUUCCGUCACCCACUCCUGUCACCUGGCGGGCCCCAGUCCCCGCUCCGUGGAUCCACAGGCUCACUGAAGUCCUCCCCAUCCAUGUCCCACAUGGAGGCCCUCGGCAAGGCCUGGAACCGUCAGCUCAGCCGCCCCCUUUCCCAGGCUGUGUCAUUCAGCACCCCCUUUGGCCUGGACAGCGACGUGGAUGUCGUCAUGGGAGACCCCGUCCUGCUCCGAUCAGUCAGCUCAGACAGCCUGGGUCCCCCACGCCCCGUGCCUGCCCGGACCCCCCAGCCACCCCCGGAGCCCGGCGACCUGCCUACCAUCGAGGAGGCCCUGCAGAUCAUUCACAGUGCCGAGCCCCGGCUGCUCCCGGAUGGGGCUGCCGACGGCAGCUUCUACCUCCACUCCCCAGAGGGGCUCUCCAAACUGCCGCUGGCUUCCCCCUACCCGCCCGAUGGGCCCACCAAAGCAGCCACCUACUUGCCCCACCCAGAGAGCCCCUUGAAACCGUCUCCCUGCCUGGUGGGGGAGGUGGUGAAACCGCUGCCCCCCUCUGAGGCCUCCCCGAAGGCAGCGGCUUCAUCCCCAGCGGCCAGCAACUCUGAAGUGAAGAUGACCAGCUUUGCUGAACGCAAGAAGCAACUGGUGAAGGCUGAGGCCGAGGCAGGGUCCCCGGCAGCCACCCCAGCAGCCCCAGAGGCCCUGAGCUCAGAGAUGAGUGAGCUUGGAGCACGGCUGGAGGAGAAACGGCGGGCCAUUGAGGCCCAGAAGCGGCGGAUCGAGGCAAUCUUCGCCAAGCACCGCCAGCGACUGGGCAAGAGCGCCUUCCUGCAGGUGCAGCUGCGGGAGGCCGGAGGGGAGGCGGAGGCAGAGGUGGAGCUGGGCCUGGCCCCUGGUGCAGAGCGGCCAGCAGGCGAGGGCCAGGGGGAGCCAUCUCCACGGCCCAAGGCAGUGACCUUCUCACCGGAACUGGGCCCAGUGCCCCCUGAGGGGCUGGGGGACUAUAACCGGGCAGUCAGCAAGCUGAGCGCGGCACUAAGUUCGCUGCAGCGGGAUAUGCAGCGGCUCACGGACCAGCAGCAGCGGCUCCUGGUGCCGCCCGAGGCCCCUGGGCCUGCCCAACCACCUGCUGCCUGGGUCAUCCCAGGUCCCACGACAGGCCCCAAAGCCUCAUCUCCCAGCCCCAUCCGGCGUGCCCCAGCCGCCCGGCGCAGCCCUGGGCCCGGCCCCAGCCCGACACCCCGCAGCCCAAAGCACACACGGCCGGCAGAGCUGCGGCUGACACCCCUGACCAGGGUGCUCACGCCCCCCCACGAUGUAGACAGCCUCCCCCACCUGCGCAAGUUCUCGCCGAGCCAGGUGCCCAUGCAGACACGCUCCUCCAUCCUCCUGGCGGAGGGAUCGCCUCCCGAGGAGCCCACAGCCCGGCCCGGCCUCAUCGAGAUCCCACUGGGCAGCCUGGAAGAGCCCACGGCUGAGGACGAGGGAGACGGGAGCCCCCCUGGUGCUGAGGAUUCCUUAGAGGAAGAGGCGUCUUCAGAGGGAGAGCCCCGGGCUGGGCUGGGAUUCUUCUAUAAGGGUGAGGACAAGCCCGAGGACGAGAUGGCCCAGAAGCGGGCCAGCCUUCUGGAGCGGCAGCAACGGCGGGCAGAGGAGGCGCGGCGGCGGAAGCAGUGGCAGGAGGCUGAGAAGGAGCAGCGGAGGGAGGAGGCUGCGAGGCUGGCUCAGGAGGCUGCUGCCCCUGGUCUGCCAGCCCCCACAGCCCCGGUGGCCGCUCCCGUGGCCUCUGCUGCCCGUGUCCCAGCCGAGGAGGAGGUGGGCCCCCGGCGGGGCGAAUUCACACGGCUGGAGUAUGAACGCCGGGCCCAGCUGAAGCUGAUGGACGACCUCGACAAGGUGCUGCGGCCGCGGGCGGCGGGGACAGGGGGGCCAGGCCGGGGCGGGCGGAGAGCCCCCCGGCCACGCUCUGGCUGCUGUGAUGACUCGGCCCUGGCACGGAGCCCUGCCCGCAGCCUGCUGGGCUCUCGGCUCAGCAAAGUCUACUCCCAGUCCACCCUGUCCCUGUCAACCGUGGCCAACGAGGCGCCCAGUAACCUCGGUGUGAAGAGGUCGUCUCGGGCUCCAUCCCCGUCCAGCCUCAUGUCUCCCAGCCGCCAGCCCGGGGGCCGGGAGCGGGACUGGGAGAAUGGCAGCAAUGCCUCCUCCCCGGCGUCGGUGCCCGAGUACACAGGUCCACGGCUAUACAAGGAGCCCAGCGCCAAGUCUAACAAGUUCAUCAUCCACAACGCCCUGUCGCACUGCUGCCUGGCGGGCAAGGUCAAUGAGCCGCAGAAGAACCGCAUUCUGGAGGAAAUCGAGAAGAGCAGGGCCAACCACUUCCUGAUCCUCUUCCGGGACUCCAGCUGCCAGUUCCGUGCCCUCUACACGCUCUCCGGGGAGUCGGAGGAGCUGACACGGCUGGCAGGCUACGGCCCCCGGACCGUCACGCCUGCCAUGGUCGAGGGCAUCUACAAGUACAACUCGGACCGCAAGCGCUUCACCCAGAUCCCCGCCAAGACCAUGUCCAUGAGCGUGGAUGCCUUCACCAUCCAGGGCCACCUCUGGCAGGGCAAGAAGCCCACCACGCCCAAGAAGGGUGGCAGCACCCCCAAAUAGCCCCAUCCCGGUGGUCUGUGGGCUGGGCCCCAUGCGGCCCCCGUGCUCUGGCCCUCGUCCGCCCGGAGGACAGCCGGUCGGAAUUCCUGGGUACUGUCUGUCCCCAACCUUGUUUGGGUGGGGCUGGAGUCCCCACCCCCUGACAUUUGUCCUGUCCUGCUGUGGGGGCUGAGCUGGGAGGUUCAGGGACUCAGGGCUCGGCUCAGUCCCCCGUCUGUCCUCCCCACCUUCUUGAAUAAAAUAAUUGCGUGAGCUUGA